GCGAACCGAGCGCUCCAGAGCGCACGCGUGCUGCUGCGCUAAUAUGUCGCAGUGGCGGCCGGCCACGUUGGCGGACGAACACGGCGGGCCUCUGAUGAGCGGCCAUCCUCUCUCCCUUCCUCGCCCGCCGCCGUGCCGGCUCUGAGCCCGCGGUGUGGAGGAAAAAAACAGCAAAACGCGAAACAGGCUGUGGUUGGGCCGCUCCUGACUAGGUCUCCCUUCGGGAAAAAAAGAAAAGAAAGGGGAGGUCGUCCCAUUUGAGGCGAGGGACUACUUUGCGAAGGGGAGGAAAAGAAGAUCCGGCGGCACCCCGCCCAACCUCCGCUCUGCCUCCGCCGCCGCCAUUUCGGGAGUCGCCGCCUGACGCGAGCCUGCGAGCGAGGAAGCGGGGCGGUCCGUGUUAGUCUCACCCGAGCCAUGGCGGCCUCUGUGGGGAACGUAGCCGACAGCACAGAACCAACGAAACGUAUGCUUUCCUUCCAAGGGCUAGCGGAGUUGGCUCACCGGGAGUAUCAAGCAGGAGACUUCGAAGCAGCUGAGAGACACUGCAUGCAGCUUUGGCGACAAGAGCCUGACAACACUGGUGUUCUGUUGUUGCUCUCAUCCAUUCACUUCCAGUGUCGCAGGCUGGACAGGUCUGCUCACUUCAGCACUUUGGCAAUCAAGCAGAAUCCACUGCUGGCAGAAGCCUACUCUAAUCUGGGGAAUGUGUACAAGGAACGCGGGCAACUGCAGGAGGCAAUUGAGCACUACCGGCAUGCCCUGCGCCUCAAGCCAGACUUUAUUGAUGGAUAUAUUAAUCUGGCAGCUGCUUUAGUAGCUGCAGGUGACAUGGAAGGGGCAGUGCAGGCAUAUGUAUCUGCCCUGCAGUACAAUCCUGACUUGUACUGUGUUCGUAGUGACCUGGGGAACCUGCUCAAAGCCCUGGGUCGCUUGGAAGAAGCCAAGGCCUGUUAUUUGAAGGCAAUUGAGACUCAACCAAAUUUUGCAGUAGCAUGGAGUAAUCUGGGCUGCGUGUUCAAUGCUCAAGGGGAAAUAUGGCUUGCCAUUCAUCACUUUGAAAAGGCAGUGACUCUUGACCCAAAUUUCCUGGAUGCUUAUAUCAACCUGGGAAAUGUCUUGAAGGAAGCACGUAUAUUUGACAGAGCUGUAGCAGCCUAUCUCCGGGCCCUGAGUUUGAGUCCAAACCACGCGGUUGUUCAUGGCAACCUGGCCUGUGUGUACUACGAACAGGGGCUGAUUGACUUGGCAAUCGAUACCUACAAGCGUGCCAUUGAACUGCAGCCACACUUCCCUGAUGCUUAUUGCAACCUGGCCAAUGCGCUGAAAGAGAAAGGCAGUGUUGCUGAAGCAGAGGAAUGUUACAACACGGCUCUUCGUCUGUGUCCCACUCACGCGGAUUCUCUCAAUAAUCUGGCAAACAUUAAGCGGGAGCAAGGAAACAUUGAAGAAGCUGUUCGCCUGUACCGUAAAGCUCUUGAGGUUUUCCCUGAGUUUGCAGCUGCCCAUUCUAAUUUAGCAAGUGUUCUGCAACAGCAAGGGAAGCUGCAGGAGGCACUCAUGCAUUACAAGGAGGCUAUUAGAAUCAGUCCUACAUUUGCAGAUGCCUAUUCCAACAUGGGGAACACAUUAAAGGAGAUGCAGGAUGUUCAGGGAGCUUUACAGUGUUACACCCGGGCUAUCCAAAUAAAUCCUGCCUUUGCUGAUGCCCACAGUAAUCUGGCUUCCAUCCAUAAAGAUUCAGGAAAUAUACCAGAGGCAAUUGCUUCAUAUCGCACUGCCCUGAAACUGAAACCUGACUUUCCUGAUGCCUAUUGCAACUUGGCACACUGCUUGCAGAUUGUCUGUGACUGGACUGAUUAUGAUGAAAGAAUGAAGAAGCUGGUCAGCAUAGUUGCCGACCAGUUGGAGAAGAACAGGCUUCCUUCUGUCCACCCUCACCACAGCAUGCUGUAUCCACUGUCUCAUGGUUUCCGGAAAGCUAUUGCAGAGAGACAUGGAAACCUGUGCUUGGACAAGAUCAAUGUUCUUCAUAAGCCGCCAUACGAGCAUCCCAAGGACUUGAAGGCCAGUGAAGGUCGGCUUCGUGUGGGCUAUGUGAGCUCUGAUUUCGGGAACCAUCCCACCUCCCAUCUCAUGCAGUCUAUUCCAGGCAUGCACAACUCUGACAAAUUUGAGGUGUUUUGUUACGCUCUCAGCCCCGAUGAUGGUACAAACUUCCGGGUAAAAGUGAUGGCUGAAGCAAAUCACUUCAUUGAUUUAUCUCAGGUCCCAUGCAAUGGAAAAGCAGCUGACCGCAUCCACCAGGAUGGCAUACACAUCCUCAUCAACAUGAACGGCUACACCAAAGGAGCCCGCAAUGAGCUGUUUGCCCUCAGACCAGCCCCAAUACAGGCUAUGUGGCUGGGCUACCCUGGCACCAGUGGGGCUUUAUUCAUGGAUUAUAUAAUCACAGACAAAGAAACGUCCCCUGUUGAAGUGGCUGAACAGUAUUCAGAAAAACUGGCUUAUAUGCCAAAUACAUUUUUCAUUGGAGAUCAUGCCAACAUGUUCCCACACCUGAAGAAAAAAGCAGUCAUUGAUUUCAAAUCCAAUGGGCAUAUUUAUGACAACAGAAUUGUGUUAAACGGCAUUGAUUUGAAGGCAUUUCUUGACAGCCUGCCUGAUGUGAAAAUAGUUAAGAUGAAAUGUCCUGAUGGGGACAAUGCCGACAUCAGUGCCGGCCUCAGCAUGCCUGUCAUUCCUAUGAAUACAAUCGCAGAGGCUGUGAUUGACAUGAUAAAUCGUGGACAAAUUCAGAUAACAAUCAAUGGAUUCAAUAUCAGCAAUGGGCUCGCAACUACCCAGAUCAACAACAAAGCAGCAACUGGGGAGGAGGUUCCGCGCACCAUCAUUGUCACCACCCGCUCUCAGUAUGGAUUGCCAGAAGAUUCUGUGGUGUACUGUAACUUCAAUCAGCUUUAUAAGAUUGACCCUGCCACUUUACAGAUGUGGGCCAAUAUCUUGAAACGUGUCCCAAACAGUGUCUUGUGGCUGCUGCGUUUCCCAGCUGUGGGAGAACCAAAUAUUCAACAGUAUGCACAGAACAUGGGCCUCCCCCAGAACCGCAUCAUCUUCUCUCCAGUUGCUCCCAAAGAAGAACAUGUGAGGAGGGGCCAGCUGGCUGAUGUCUGUCUAGACACCCCCCUUUGUAAUGGCCACACCACAGGAAUGGAUGUCCUCUGGGCUGGGACUCCCAUGGUUACUAUGCCAGGAGAAACUCUUGCUUCACGUGUGGCUGCCUCCCAGCUUACUUGCCUUGGCUGUCCUGAGCUCAUUGCAAAGAGUAGACAAGAAUACGAAGACGUUGCUGUGAAACUGGGAACUGAUCUAGAAUACUUGAAGAAAAUACGUGGCAAGGUGUGGAAGCAGAGAAUAUCCAGUCCCCUGUUCAACACGAAGCAGUACACGAUGGAAUUGGAGCGGCUUUAUCUUCAGAUGUGGGAUCACUGUGCAGCCGGCAACAAACCAGACCACAUCAUUAAAGCCAUAGAAAGUGGUGAAUCUGCUUAAAGAACUGAAACCAUGAAAGAAUCCUACAGGAAAGGCCUCCGAUUCCUAAGCAGAGGCAAUGAGAUGGCCUUGAGCAGAGCCAAGGACUCCAUCUCUGCUUCAUCGGCCUGGUACUCUAUAGCAGAUCUAAUCUCUGAUAGUAAUUGAAGAGCACAGCUGGACUCGUCUCCUGCAUGAUAGGCGGGGGAGAUGAGGAACUCUGUAUCCCAGGAAGAAUUUGCAGUUGAGCUGUGUGACCCUGCUGUGUGUCUGCAGGACCUGCUUUAGAGGGGGAAGGUGUGAAAUACCCAGGCAAUUGUGAUUUCAUGGAUUGAUUGUUUUCCUGUGAAUUAGAUUCUUUUCUCUUCCUACAUGGAUUUUGAAUUGGAGCUUUUUUAAUAUUUGGUUUCAGGUAUUCCUGUUGGUACAUAUGUGGGUCUCUUCUGACAAGAUUUUCAGCUACUGUGUGUUGCUAUACCCUGAGUUGUUUAUUCUGAGCUCUGCAGAAUGCAAGCUCAUCUCUGCUGCUGGUGAAGCUGUUUUUAUAGGUUUUAUAAACCACUUUAAGCCUACACCAGCCUCGCUACCACUUGACUUCUGUUGUGGGGGGCGCCUUUCUGUGCGGUAUUGGCUUAGAUGAGGAUUUUUAAAGCUUCAUCUAUAAAUUCAAGAUGGCAUCUCUUCUCUGCCGAAAAAAAUAAAUUCAGCUUGAAAUUUAGUGUCCCCACCCCUUCUCAAAGAACAUGGAGAAGACGCAGCCUGGUGCCAAAUGCAUAUCCUUCAGGAAUGGUGUUAAUGAUGUACAGAGGUGCAGGCCUAGCCACUGUAGCAAAGACUUCUUAAAAAAUAAAGCUUUGAUUUGUCCAGGUUGGCCGAUUGGA
Molecule: messenger RNA, 4412 nt
Organism: Hemicordylus capensis (graceful crag lizard)
Lineage: Eukaryota; Metazoa; Chordata; Lepidosauria; Squamata; Cordylidae
Gene: OGT
Product: O-linked N-acetylglucosamine (GlcNAc) transferase
Exons: 22
Coding region: 418-3552 (1044 amino acids)
Biological process (GO): protein O-linked glycosylation
Molecular function (GO): protein binding; protein N-acetylglucosaminyltransferase activity
Source: RefSeq, a predicted model, not a curated record